Messenger RNA from Cannabis sativa, 1899 nucleotides. Its product is annotated as probable glycosyltransferase At3g42180. The record is from RefSeq and is a predicted model, not a curated record. Lineage: Eukaryota; Viridiplantae; Streptophyta; Magnoliopsida; Rosales; Cannabaceae. Gene Ontology annotation, molecular function: glycosyltransferase activity. The transcript is spliced from 4 exons. Bases 227 to 1738 code for a protein of 503 amino acids.
CAUGCUAUAAUACUAUGAAGCCGUUAAAUGGAUUAGGUAUAGUAUAUUAUGCAACAAUAUACAUAACAAAAAAAAAUGAGGAAAACGUGUCACUUAUCAGACCACCUUACAUAAUACCCUUCCCCUUUUCGUGAAAAUGAAGUUUUGGGAAGAUCCUUACGAAAAGGAUAUUAUUGAGAACUGAAAAGCCAGUAAUCCAUUUCCGGCCACCGGAUAUAUACGCCCCAUGGCUUCAACCUUAAGCUGCGCCUCAACAACAUUGUUAUUACUCUUAACUUUGUUCCUUUUUUCCCUCUUCUAUAAUUUGACCUUUAACCAUGACCAGCUUCUUACUUUCAAUAAUAAAAAUAAUAGUAUUCAUACCGCUAUCACUACUGCUACUCUUCCUCUUAUGACUUCUAACGUUUUGAACACCAUUAUUUAUGAUACAACUCCACCAAAAGUGUAUCUGCAUUACUCUUUUCUCUCAACUAGUUCCAUGCAUCAAGACACUACUCAAAUUAGUAAUCAUCUUUUUGCAGCAAAAAAAACCAUCAAGAAGAAGAAGAAGAAGAAGAACAAUAGGUUGGAGAGAAUUGAGUGUGAUUUGGCUAAGGCUAGAGUAGCUAUUCAUCAAGCCAUUGUGUCUAAAAGUUUUAAGUCUGAUGAGAAACAGAGCUUUGUGCCAAGAAGUUCAAUAUACAGAAAUCCAUAUGCUUUUCAUCAGAGUCACAUAGAGAUGGUGAAAAGAUUCAAAGUGUGGAGCUACAAAGAAGGAGAAAGGCCUAUAUUCCAUACUGGACGAAUGAAUGGUGUGUAUUCAAUUGAAGGACAAUUCAUAGAGGAAAUAGAGAGUGAGAAGAGCCCUUUUAGAGCUAAGCAUCCUGAGGAAGCACACACAUUUUUCCUGCCCAUAAGUGUUGCUCAUAUCAUUAAGUUUAUUUAUAGCCCUAUUAUUUACCCAUCUGAUUACAAUCGAGAUCGACUCUAUCGACUUAUGACUGAUUAUGUGGGUGUUGUGGCCAAUAAAUACCCAUUUUGGAAUGCAAGCAAUGGAGCUGAUCAUUUCAUGCUUUCCUGCCACGAUUGGGCGCCAGAAAUAUCACAUGAGAAACCUAAACUCUUCCAGUAUUUCAUCAGAGUUUUAUGUAAUGCCAACAUCUCAGAAGGAUUUCAACCCAAAAGAGAUGUCUCAUUACCUGAAAUCAAUUUGAGAAGUACCUUGAGCCCACCAGAUUUGGGGCAAGUCCCACAGAACCGCACGAUAUUGGCCUUCUUUGUUGGUAGACUCCAUGGGUAUAUUAGAAAGAUCUUAUUCCAAGAAUGGAAAGACAAAGACAAUGAUAUUCAGGUACAUGAGAAGCUUCAAAGAGGCCAAAACUACACAAAGUUAAUGGGCAAAAGUAAGUAUUGCUUGUGCCCAAGUGGAUACGAAGUGGCUAGUCCAAGAGUGGUGGAGGCAAUCAAUGCAGGGUGUGUCCCAGUGAUAAUCUGUGAUAGUUACUCAUUGCCUUUUAGUGAUGUACUUGAUUGGAGCAAAUUUACCAUACAAAUCAGACCCUCAAAAAUACCAAAACUUAAGAGCAUCUUAAGUGCUAUUCCAAAUGAGAAGUACUUGAAAUUAUAUAAUCAAGUUUCUCAAGUGAAGAGGCAUUUUGUGUUGAAUCGACCAGCUCAGCCAUUUGAUGUGACUCAUAUGGUGCUUCACUCAAUUUGGUUAAGACGACUCAACGUUAAGAUUGGACACUUAAACAGCUAGUGAUUGAACUUCUAUAAGUUUCUUUUGUCGGAAAAGGAGGUUGUAUUUGCUGAUUUGAUAUGAAUUGUUGAAGCUCAAAACAGGACAUAGGUUAUUGAUUAAACAAAACGAUUUGUUAAAAAACCAAAAAAGAAAAUCUACUAUUAUCUUUUUAUUUGUUU